GAAGGCGUCAUUUGGUUGCCGUGGAAACAAGGACGCCAGGGAAACGGUUUAGCGUUGAGCAAGAAACACACACACACGGUUCUUCGUGAAAAAUAAAACAUCAAGUUCUUCACAUGGAGUCACACAGAGGGCUUGAGAGAGCGGUUGCAGUGCAGAUUACUGUGCUGACAGGAAAACACUUGCGAGGAAGCAGGUCUGAGUCAUGCCUCAGUUUUAUCCGUGUGGAGUUUAAUGGAUGUGUUCUGGGAGAUUCACCGAAACUGGACGUGGCUGUGAACAGAGAUGCGGUUUACAACUUUACCUGUAGUUUUGAAUGUUCAGAAGUGGCCCACACUCGGGAUGACCUGGCACAUAAACCUGUCAUACUAACAGUCAUUGAGGACUUACCUGAAGAGGAAGAGCAGAAAACUGCAGUUCUGGGUCAGGCUGUUGUGGAUCUUCUGCCUCUUCUGAAGGGUAAAAGCACUUCAUUUCAGUUCACGGGCACCCCGCAGAUUUCAGACAGCCUUUUCUUUAUUUCAGGUCAGCGUAGCUUCUCAUCCAGUGUGCUGCUUCACGCGGUCCCCGGAUCACCUGUAGAUGUUUCUCAGAAUGAGGACAGUGAAAAAGCCACCCUAGAUGUGUCGGUCAGCGUUCAGGAGCCUUUGCUCUCAGAUAUCCAGAUCUCUGAAUCCAAUAUGUUGGUGGUCACCGUGGAGACGGCGUAUUCUGUUCCUGACAUCUGGGAUCCUGCAUCCACACCUCCAUCCAGCUACGUGGCUGCGCUGCAGAUUCCUCUCUCAGCUGCGAAAGAACAAAUACUGCUGUUCUCCAAUGGCAGAGUGAAGAUGGGUGGUGAGAGGGAAUCAGUGCCCAGACCCAAAAAAUGGCCGGUGGGUCACCUUCUCGUCCCAGGGGCCGAGGUCAUGGAGGGCCAGUUCAUUGAAACGGAGCCGACGGACAUGAGUCACGGAGACCUUACAGACAUGGAGGACAGUGACUUUAGAGCGGAUGCAGAGUGUAACAGAAAAAGACUGAGCUGGGACACCGCGCGUCGCUGUUUUAUUGAUGCAGGAGGUCUGGCCUGUCUGUCCCGCAGGAUUGCAGAAUGCAGACUGUGGCCCGUCGAGAUCAUGAGGUCAUCUGGGAAGAACAGUAAAGAGAAGCAGGUGGAGGAUGAGAACUCAUUUCAUGGAGUGGUGUAUGUGGAUCUUGCGCCGCUGUUGUAUCCUGGAGUUCGCCGUAUCCAUGGGACAUACAGAAUCCACCCGUUUCAUGAAUCUGAACUUCUGACCAAGGCUCAGAGAACACACAGCGUUCUGAAGGAGAUGAGCAGCGGCCCAACUCGCCCCUCUUCAUCUGUCGACACUUCAAAGGCCUCUCAAGUCUUUGAGAACAAAAGAGAUGCUUUUAAAAAGCUGGUUUCACAGGGAAAAUCGGAUAAGACCGAUAGUCUGGCUGAUAUGAAGGUGCAGGUUAACACGGAGGGACAGAUGUGCGCUGACUCAAGGUCUUACCUUGUUAUCGAAAUUGCAUUGGAAAAACCUCUUGUUCCAAAGAGAGAAAGACCACCAGGAGAGCUGGCCAAGCGUGUGAUGCCUCAACGAGCAGAAAGAGCAGUGCAUCAUUACCACUCUCAGAUAGUGAGUGUGACCGCCCAGGUUUUGGAUCAGUACCGACAGCUGUUCGGAGCCGCAUUUGUACCCGGAUUGCUACCUUUGGAUCCGGCACUGCGAGAACAGCGCAAAGCCCGGCUGCUCGGAGAACUCAACAGCUCUGGAACAUACUUUGCUUUCAAAGAACAGAUGAAGUAUUCUGUGGUGCGGAUUGUACGGGAGAAGAUGAUGAGGACAGAUGCCUUCAAGGACCCCGAGGAGCUCCAGGCGUUCCUGAGUCAGCUCUAUGUUUACCUGGUGGAUGAGAUGCACGUUGCUCUUAAUAAGACUCUUUCAGUGGAUUCUCAGGAAAAGCAUCAUGAGUCUGGGCUGAGCUGCUCUCAGUUUAAACUCUUGGCCAAAGAGGCAGAACUCAACAACGACUACCAGCAAGCCGCACAGUAUUAUCAGGAGUGUGUGGUUCGAGAUGACAGUGAGCCGUCCCACUGGUUUGAUUAUGGAGCGUUUCACAUGCUGACCGCUGAUCACAUUAAAGCAGAAGAGUGUUUCCAGCGUGCCGUGUCCAUUGAUCAAAAACACACAUCCAGUUUACUGAUGUGUGGCGUUCUGUCUGAGAUGAGUGGACGUUGCGAGGAUGCCGAGACCUUCUUUGAAAGUGCCACUUGCGUUGAGCCUGACAGUGUGGUCGCCUGGACUUUGUUUGGUCUGUUUUGCCAGUCUCAGGAGAGAUCCUUCCAGGCUGAGAUGGCUUUUCUGGAGGCCAAUAAGCAGCUUCGUUCAGUCCUGAAGAACAAGCCAAAGGCCACUUCUGAACAUCAGACUGAACCUGGUGAGAAGAAUCCCCAGACGGACAAAACCAGGAAAACUUCAGCUGGCAAGACAGAGGAGACAGAUAUAGAUGUUCAAACCGUAAAUAAAGACGACAACCGGGAUUGCAAAGAAGAAGCAGAAAUUUCCCCCUCCAAUGUCAAAACCACCAUUUACACAGAGGCCGUGCGAUUCCUCCUGCAGAAUUAUGCAUUACAGAUGGCACAUCGGGCACUAGCUCAAGAGCUUCUCUCUCCAGAUCGAGGAAGCAACAGCUCGUAUCAUCUCGCUCUGGCUCAGCUCCAGCUGCUGAGAGGAGAACACAACAGCGCCGAGGAGAGCCUGCGAGAGGCACUGACCCACAACUUACAGAAUCCAGACGUAUGGGCUCUGUGGGGUCAUCUGAAUUACAUGAGGGAGGAUUUCUCUCAAGCUAAGAGCUGCUAUGAACGGACGCUUGACUCGCUGGAUGCGGCGGACACACACUCCGUACAUCUCCGCCUGGGAUCCAUCUAUUUGCAGGAAGGGGAAUAUAAAAAAGCCAGAGGUACUUUUCAGCGGGCCUGCAGAAGCUCUCCCUCUUGUCUUACGUGGCUCGGGCUGGGAACUGCCCACUAUAGAAUGGAUGAACUAAAAGAGGCUGAAGACGCUCUGACUAAAGCCAGUGCACUAAACAGCAGGAAUGCAGAAGUCUAUGGCUUCCUGACUUUACUUUAUUUACGGGCUGGCAGAAAACCUGAGGCUGAGCAGUCAUAUAAAUAUGCUGUAAAGAUGAAUUUACAGAAAGAGUUUCUUCUCCAGGAGAUUCAUGAUCUGCAGGCACGAGCUGGAUUUGAAAAGCCGUUCUUUUGAUUGUUCUUGCACAUACUUAACAUGUGAUUUAAAACUUUCAUUUCUAAUUUAAAUAAGCAAAAUUGUCUCACAGAUU
Messenger RNA from Triplophysa rosa, 3330 nucleotides. RefSeq names its product cilia and flagella associated protein 70 (gene cfap70). Bases 114 to 3254 code for a protein of 1046 amino acids. Gene Ontology annotation, molecular function: protein binding. The record is from RefSeq and is a predicted model, not a curated record. Gene Ontology annotation, biological process: cilium assembly; cilium movement. Gene Ontology annotation, cellular component: extracellular exosome; motile cilium. NCBI's taxonomy places the organism in Eukaryota, Metazoa, Chordata, Actinopteri, Cypriniformes, Nemacheilidae. The transcript is spliced from 25 exons.